AUGUACCAGCAAGCUAAAAUUAAUCUGUUCUCUGAUCCGAAUAAUCAAACCCUGAGUGUUAUCGAGAGAGCUUCUCAUCUAGAGUUUAAAAAACAUGAGGCGGCUUAUGCUAGCUAUCUGUACCAGAAGAGUAAAAUUGAUUGGAUCCGCUUUGGUGAUGAAAACUCAGCCAUGUUUUAUGCCAGUAUGAAGAAAAGGAAAGCUACUAGCAGAAUUGUGUCUUUUGUUGCUGAAAAUGGCAGAGUUGAAGUAGAUUAUCGAAAGGUAAUCAGUCAUUUUACUCAGCACUUUCAGUCAUUCUUGGGCGGUUCUAGUGUAGCUUCUGGUCUUAUUGAGUCCUCAGUCAUGCAUUUAGGUCCAAUCCUUAGCCUAGAUGAUCAAACUGAGCUACUUAAACCGUUCACUUUUCAAGACGUCAAAAUAGCCAUGUUUAGUAUUAAGGCAGUUAAGAGCCCUGGUCCAGACGGAUUUGGUGCUGGUUUUUUCAAGAGUUUAUGGUCUGUCAUUGGGAAAGAGGUGGCCACUACAGUGCUUGAAUUCUUUGACACAGGAUGCAUCCCGAAGGCUUUGAACAAUACCAUAUUAACUCUUAUUCCUAAAGUCAGCCAACCUUCAAAUGCCUCAGAGUAUAGACCAAUUGCUAGGGGUGUUCAGAUAAACCGCAAACCGCGGUUGACAUCUAUCCUUCCUAAGUUGGUUAAUCAAAAUCAAGGUGCUUUCGUUAAGAAUAGAUCUCUUGCCCAUAAUGUUCUUAUUCUUCAAAAUCUUCUUAAAGGCUAUAAUCGUAAACGAGUUUCUCCUCAGUGCUUAAUGAAGAUAGAUCUCAGCAAAGCCUAUGAUUCUAUUGAUUGGGAUUUUCUAGAGAACCUGCUGAAUGCUUACAAGUUUCCUGGCAAAUUUAUUAAAUGGAUUAUGGUUUGUCUAAGAGGUUCCUCAUAUUGCAUUCUCAUGAAUGGUCAGCUCCAUGGUAAUUUUAAGGGUGGUAAGGGGUUGCGUCAAGGUGACCCCAUCUCCCCCCUUCUCUUUGUUCUAGUUAUGGAAUACCUUACACGAGCUCUUCAUGGGGCUGCUAAGGACAAGAAUUUCAGGUUCCAUCCGUUAUGUAAGGCUUUGAAUAUAACUAAUCUUUGCUUUGCGGACGAUUUGCUCCUUGUUUGUAAAGCUCAUGCUAGUUUUAUUCAGAUCAUGCAUCAUAUUUUUAGUUCCUUUUCAGCAGCUUCUGGUCUAUGCAUUAAUCAUACUAAGUCUCGCAUAUACUUUGGGGGUAUAUCUAGUAUUGAGAAGGAGAACCUGCUGAGCCUUUCUAAUAUGACAGAAGGGAAAUUUCCUUUAGUGUAUCUUGGCAUGCCUUUGAGGCCUACAAAAUGGAAAGCUAUGGACUGUGACCUCAUUGUUUCAAAAAUUAGGAUCUUCUUAUGGGGUGGUAAUGGCUCUAGAAGUAAACUUCACCUUGCCUCUUGGGACCAUGUUUGCAGACCUAAGUCCUAUGGUGGUUUAGGUUUCAAAGAGGGAGUUCUCUGGAACAAAAUUAACCUUGCUAGAUACAUCUGGGCUAUCACUUCAAAACAGGACAGUCUUUGGGUUAAAUGGGUGAAUUGCAUCUAUUUAAAAGGUGUCCAGAUUUGGGAUUAUGUGUUACAGCAAGAUGCUAGUUGGUACUGGAAAAAACUAAUUAAGAUGAGCAAAUUUCUGUCUAAUUUGACCUUGAAUGAAGCUGUUUGUCAGGGGAAAUUUCAGAUGAGUAAGCUGUAUCUAAUGUCUAUUCCUAGUUCCCCAAUCACUGGUAUGAAGGCUAUCUGGUGCAAACUUUCAGUGCCCAAACAUAGAUUCAUAUUUUGGCAGGCUAUUAACCAGAAGCUCCUCACUAGGGACUUAAUGCAGCACUGUCAUAUUCCUGUUCUUUCUCUGUACUGCUCGGUUUGUGAGAUUGAACUGGAAUGCCACUCUCACUUAUUUUUUGAUUGUCUGCUGUCUAAAAGAGUUCUUCAAGCGGUAGCUGCCUGGCUGGGUAAUCUAAUUUGGCCUAGAAAUUUCAAGAACUUGCGUACUUGGCUGAAUGAGUCCAGGAAUCAUGGCUUGUCUCAGGUAGUUUCAGCCACAUUGGCUGCUACUGUGUAUUACCUUUGGAUUAAUAGAAACAAAUGCUGGUUGGAAAAUUGCUACUUUUCUGUGUACCAUAUUGAUUUACUUAUUAAAGAAUCGGUUAAAGAUGUGAGGGAAUCUGCUGCGGGGAGUGCUACCGACACCGAAAUCCCUAAACAGCAGCCAGAUGUGUCACAACCUCCUCCAAGGAGGGCAACUGAGGUGACCAUCAAUGAGCCAACUGGUGCCCCCCGACCUGCUGCCGCACCGGCCUCUCCAGGGAAGGGAAAGAAGAAGGCCACAGAGCCUAUUCUUGAGUCAUCGGACAAGAAUGACAUGGACUCCGAGAAUGUGUUCGACAUGUACUGUGCUCCUGAGGUUCCUGAAGCUCCUGCGAGCAAGAAAAUAGCGAGCAGGCAGCAUCAAGGGGAAAGCAGUAAAGUGCCUCCGGCCAAGAAAUCCUGA
Humulus lupulus (European hop) is the source of this 2547-nucleotide messenger RNA. RefSeq lists its product as uncharacterized. The record is from RefSeq and is a predicted model, not a curated record. The transcript has 5 exons. NCBI's taxonomy places the organism in Eukaryota, Viridiplantae, Streptophyta, Magnoliopsida, Rosales, Cannabaceae. Bases 1 to 2547 code for a protein of 848 amino acids.